Sceloporus undulatus (fence lizard) is the source of this 6070-nucleotide messenger RNA. It is a transcript of the gene PRP4K, whose product is annotated as pre-mRNA processing factor 4B. Gene Ontology annotation, biological process: mRNA cis splicing, via spliceosome; peptidyl-threonine phosphorylation; peptidyl-serine phosphorylation. The transcript has 15 exons. Lineage: Eukaryota; Metazoa; Chordata; Lepidosauria; Squamata; Phrynosomatidae. The coding region runs from base 1 to 1533 and encodes 510 amino acids. The record is from RefSeq and is a predicted model, not a curated record. Gene Ontology annotation, molecular function: protein serine/threonine kinase activity; ATP binding.
AUGUGGAGGGCAGGAGGACAGUGUGUUUUGUACCACAGUAUUGUACAAGGGGCCAAGUUCUCUUCAUCAGGUGAAAACCUUGAAGACUUUGAUGUUGAAGAAGAAGAUGAAGAAGCUCUGAUAGAGCAGAGAAGGUUACAGAGACAAGCAAUUGUACAGAAAUACAAGUACUUAAAUGAAGACAGUAACAUGUCCGUGCCAUCUGAACCAAGCAGUCCGCAGAGCAGUACUCGAAGUCGCUCAAACUCACCAGAUGAUAUUCUCGAACGAGUAGCUGCUGACGUUAAAGAGUAUGAACGAGAAAAUGUGGACACUUUUGAGGCUUCAGUGAAGGCUAAGCACAACCUUAUGACUGUUGAACAAAAUAAUGGUUCAUCUCAGAAGAAAAUCACAGCUCCUGACAUGUUUACAGAAUCGGAUGAUAUGUUUGCUGCAUAUUUUGAUAGUGCACGUCUUAGAGCUGCUGGUAUUGGAAAAGACUUCAAAGAAAACCCCAAUCUCAGGGACAACUGGACAGAUGCUGAGGGGUAUUAUCGUGUUAACAUUGGUGAAGUUCUAGAUAAACGUUAUAAUGUAUAUGGUUAUACAGGCCAAGGAGUUUUCAGUAAUGUGGUGCGAGCCAGAGAUAUGGCAAGAGCAAACCAAGAAGUGGCUGUCAAAAUUAUUAGAAACAAUGAGCUUAUGCAAAAAACUGGUUUAAAAGAAUUGGAAUUUUUGAAGAAGCUUAAUGAUGCAGAUCCUGAUGACAAAUUUCAUUGUCUUCGAUUAUUCCGCCAUUUUUAUCACAAGCAGCAUCUCUGUCUUGUAUUUGAACCACUGAGCAUGAAUUUACGUGAGGUAUUAAAGAAGUAUGGAAAAGAUGUUGGUCUCCACAUAAAGGCUGUACGAUCCUAUAGUCAGCAGUUGUUCCUGGCACUUAAACUUCUUAAAAGAUGCAAUAUAUUGCAUGCUGAUAUCAAACCGGACAAUAUUUUAGUGAAUGAGUCUAAAACCAUUUUAAAACUUUGUGACUUUGGAUCGGCGUCACAUGUUGCUGAUAAUGACAUUACACCAUAUCUUGUCAGUCGAUUUUAUCGUGCUCCUGAAAUUAUUAUAGGCAAAAUCUAUGACUACGGUAUAGAUAUGUGGUCUGUAGGCUGUACCUUAUAUGAACUUUACACAGGAAAAAUUUUGUUUCCUGGGAAAACCAAUAACCAUAUGUUGAAACUUGCAAUGGACCUCAAAGGAAAGAUGCCAAACAAGAUGAUUCGAAAAGGGGUAUUCAAAGAUCAACACUUCGAUCAAAAUCUUAAUUUCAUGUACAUAGAGGUAGAUAAAGUAACGGAAAGGGAAAAAGUCACUGUCAUGAGCACCAUAAAUCCAACAAAGGACUUGCUAGCAGAUUUAAUUGGGUGCCAGCGCCUUCCUGAAGAUCAGCGCAAAAAGGUUCACCAACUGAAGGACUUGUUGGACCAGAUCCUCAUGUUAGAUCCUGCUAAGCGGAUUAGUAUCAACCAGGCACUGCAGCAUGCCUUCAUCCAGGAGAAAAUUUAAAUCCAGUGAAGAUAUUUAAAGGGUUUGAAUAGUUAAUAUACAAAGACUGAUGAAAUUUCACAGCAGUUGAUAAGUGUACAUAUAACAUAUAAAUAAGUUCCUGCAAAUUUGAGGAAGAAUGAUAUAUUUGAAUUAAAACGAAGGCGGAUAUUUCUUUUAGAAAUGUUAGAGUAAAUCUGUCUCUUAUGUGAAGAUCUUUUCACUGUAGAACUGUUUUAAUUGCCAUGACUGCACAGAAGUACAAUGCUAAUGUAUAUGGUUGCAGUUCUAUAAUAUUAUAUAUAUAUAUAAAUAUAAAUACAUUCACAUACACACAAAUACAGACACACAUGAACACUUGUCUUUCUCUCUCUCUCUCUCUCUCAAAAUAUAUAAACAAAGCAACUGUUAGAAAAUGUCAGUAAGACCGGGUGGUUGAUUAUGGUUUUUAGCAGAAUUGGCUUCAUUUUUGUCUCUGAAAAAUGGCCAGCAUAAAUGCUGUUUAUAUUACAUUUUCCUAGGUGUGUGCGUGCAGGCCACAGCAGCAUGCCCUUGGUGUAGUCAGUGCCGAAGGGAGUCUGUUCCUUCUUGAGCCUGCCCGCAGGGAUGGUCUCCUCUUUUAAAGCAGGUUGCGUACAACUUUCAGUACACUGAAGGUAAGCUAAACCAUCAACAUCACUGGUGUUUAAGAUGUUAAUUGUACUGGGACAACUGACAAAUGAGGGCCAAUAGCUUUGUAGCAGAAUUCCCUGCAUGUUUUAGAAAUGAUCUUGUUUUUGUUUUCUGGCAUUACAACUGUGGCAUAAUCCAAUUUCUGUUUGAUCAUCACAUUCAAAGAAAAAAAAUGGGGGAGUGUGCACUUGAUGGAGAGAGCGCCUUCAGUGUACUGUUUAUUACUUUCAUUUGUUUAAAAAAAAAUCAACUUGCUAUAUAGACUUUAUACCUUUUGUUAAAGACAGUUCACUAUGGCAAGAAACCAAGAUUUGAGAGAAGUUCAUUUACUAACAAAUGCUCAGCUCUGAUUCUAAAAGAAGCUUACUUUCUCAUGGCCAGAUAGAAAGCACCGUAAUUCAAUUUUUAGCUAUUUGUAUGUCAUUUAAAAGUGUACUGCUUUAUGCUGCAGGUGUUUUUCAUUUGUUCAUUGUUUUCAUUCUUUGUGAUCAUGUUGUCUUUCAAUACAGGCAUAAACCUUCCACUCUUGAACAAAGCAGCUGCUUUUUAAAAGCGGUAAUUGCUUCUUUACCUUUUAUUUCUUUUGUAAAUGAAGCUUUCUUUAAGAAAUGUGACUUUAAAGUGUUGUCUCUUGCAUAAAACAGUUGACAUUCACUUAUUGUAAAGUGAAGAUUGUUUUCCUGCAUGUAAAGUGGACCAUGCAGAUUUCUGUAUGUUUUCAGUAUGCAUCAUUAGAUAAUAAAGUCUUUUGUGAACAAGGCAUUGGUAGCCAUUUUUAAAAUGUUUUUGUUUCCAGUGUUGCUGACUCAGGUAUCUAUAAGAAGAACUUUCAUUUUUGAUAGCCCAUUAAUUAUAGCAGUUACUAAAAAAUGUGAUCCUUUAAAAAAGAUACUAGACUCUUAAUUAUCAGCUUUUCACUAUAAAUACUUUCCCCACCCCGAGCAUCCUACAGAUACUAUCUGCUUUCAUUAUAAUUAAAUGUAUUCCUGUGCGUUACUGAAUUGGAAACAGGUUUUAACUAAUGUUUGUGCUGUUUUUCUUACUUUUCCUUUUUGAUGGUGCUGAGAGAGACAAAGGAAGGCAAGUCACAGGCCACUCAACGCCUACUCCAAGGGGUCUGGUUUGCUGAGACACCAACUUCACCUUCCUAACAAGGUGCCGCUCAAAUGAAGAUGAUGGCAACCAGAAGACAUGAACAAAGGUUUCUGUUCUAUAAAAGAUAUGAAAAACAUUCUUCAUCUAGUUAUGUCUGUUCACAGCACACAAAUAUAGGUUUCAUUUACACUUUUUUGCCUUGCUGGCAGUUCUUAGCAUAGUACUGUUGUGGUGUUUCUAUGUAAAAUGUGUCUGUUUCAUUUUUGGGUGGCGUGAUUUUGUUGUGAUAAAAUUGAGAUAGGCAUGGUUUAAUAUUUUUAAACAUUUUAUUAUGCCUUCUAAUUUAUGUAAAAGGCAACCGCACUUGGGCAAAAUAUGCUGAUGGAAUCACUGAUGUACUGCUUAAAAGCAGAUAGAUAGCAAAAGGCAAUAUUUAUUAAUCUGAGAGCAUCGUAUUCUGUAUGCUCUGGCUGCAAAAAUGUUGGUAUUGUUCGGAUGAGUCAGAUGCUAAGAUGCAGGCAGAGAUUAUUCUGAUCUUUGCACUGAAGCUCUAGAUGUGUGUGAACUAGUUCUGUAUAACCCAUCCCAAAUCCUUUCCUGGUAAUCCUGUUUAGACUUCAGUGUUGUGGCUUUCAGAAGGAAAUCAAGCUAAACUUAACAUCUCAAAAUGAAGAUAUGAUUACAUGCAGGUCUGUCAAAUCAAGAAAAAUCCUACUUUUUCAGUUAUGUAGAAGAUUAGGAACACAUGAGUAUGGCUUUCUACUUCUGUUUGUCAUUGUUUUGUACUGCAGUAUAGGUUAACAUGACAAAAAUGAAUAUUUGGGAAUGAUUUUAAUGAAUCUGAAACAGAUUAUUUGUCUUUGCUAAUGACUUGUUUCCCUUCCUGUAUAGGGUAAGUGGCAGAAAACCCCUAUGAAACAUUUGCAUGGCUUGAAGUGUGCUCAAGAAGCAGAUCAGUCUGUGAAAACACAGAAUGCUGAUACCUUUGACUCUGAAAUUGGCAAACUGUUACGUAAAUGUGUGGACCAGUAUCAUGCAAUAGUUGGCUUUAAUGUAUCGGCUUUUACUAUUUAAUUUUUAAAAUGUUAAAAAUGUUUUGAUGAAUAUUAAAUGUUAGAUAACAGUGCAGUAGUACAUUCCUAUAUUGUGUUUCAAGUAUUAUAAUGCUCAGUUACCAUGGAUUGCUCAUUGAUUUAGUAGGCUGGCUCAAAGGGAGACCACCACAACACAGUUAGCAUUGCUCUACAUUCUAAUUUCCCCCAUGAAAGGGCACGUACCCUCAGUUGAGGGAACUCUUGCAUACAAGCUGCACUCUUCCUUCCUUCCUGAAAGCUGUGUUAAUGUACAGUCUUUGCAAUGUACUCAAUCAGAAUUGGGGACAGCCUCUCCCCAGAUGCUACCCUCAUAAAUUGCAGCAGAGAAGAAUCCCUGCUGUUGUUCAGUGAUCAAAAACAACAGGAAUUCCCCUGGAAAGAGGGCAGUGGAGCUAAACCAUCUGUUUUCAGCUGCUACUUGCACUUGCCAGCUGAGUCCCAGAGCUCAGCUGGUGCCUGCCAUAUUAUGCCUUUCUCAUUGCUGGGAACACAGUGAUGUCAUCUGACCAGUGGAGGUCUGCAAGAAAGGAUCCAGCCCAAAUGUGAUUCCCCACUCUAGGUCUAAGAAAAUAUCAAUGUCUGAAAAUAUAUAAGUUAUUAAAUGCAGUGAUGUCACCUGGCCGGUGGAAGUCUGCAAGAGAGGAUCCAGCCCCAGUCCAAACGUGAUUCCCCACUCUAGGUGUAAGAAAAUAUCCGUGUCUGAAAAUAGGUGCUAUAUUAAAUGCAGUCUUAUGGGAGCAUCUGUACCUAUUUAAAACAAGUACAUUUUAGGACAGGUUGAGCUGUCAUCUCAGCAGUAAUGCAUAUUGUCACAAUCUUCCAUUAGUAAAGCUGUCUUUCUACUUCUGUUUUUCUUUAUAAUAAUUAUCAAGCUUUUCCCAUGAAGUAAUUGAAGUUUAUGUAAGUAUUGACUCAUUCAUACUAAAAUUUACUAAUGAUAUGAAAGUCCUACAUAACACUAUCCUAUAUAGCCUAGAAGGAGUUGGAGACACUGUCUUAAAAACACAAUGGUAUUGCAAGAUUAUAUAAAUAUAUAUAUAUAAAUUAACUCCUUUAGACACAGACUCAACAAGAAAAUAAUUUCAGAUACGUACCCCUGUGUGGAUACUUCCCUGUUGAAGAUAAAGCUUAGUGUGUCUGGUAGUGGACUGUAAUUGUUUUGUUUUGUUCUUUUUUAUUUUUAAAGGCAGCCUUCAGCGCUGCUGGUGGCAUCAGGUGAGGGUAGGUGACUAUAAUGCUAACCUGCACAUCUGCUUGGGCAGCUGUGGGAGUUGUAGUCAGCUGGAGGGGGACCAGGUUGAGGAAAGCUUCUUUAAAGAGCCACAAGUCUGUUUGUUCUAUCUUAGUGAUUUUUAUUCUUCUGCUCAUCAAAAGAAGCAAAAUGUAGAUAAAAUAUAUUUUAGAAGGCUGUGAAAAUAUCCAAAUGCAUUCAGAGGUUUAGAAUUGCUCCUGUAUGGUGUUAGUGUUUCAUCAUCCUAAAGAAGUUAGAUACUUACUCAGUAAAAGUCACUUAAUGUGGAAGUACAUAAACUUUUCUUUGCUGUAAACUCUUCACACAAAGAACAUGUAACAAAAGUUGACCUUUAAUGAUCAGUGCUCUUUAACACAAACACCAUCCUUCUUUUGUGCUAUUGAUCUCAGUGUCUGUUAUAAAUAUUACUGUGUUUUGUGAAAUAAAUGCCCAGUGAUCGUUUAAA